Populus euphratica (Euphrates poplar) is the source of this 1910-nucleotide messenger RNA. RefSeq names its product molybdate-anion transporter-like. The transcript is spliced from 8 exons. The record is from RefSeq and is a predicted model, not a curated record. Gene Ontology annotation, molecular function: molybdate ion transmembrane transporter activity. Bases 156 to 1535 code for a protein of 459 amino acids. Gene Ontology annotation, cellular component: membrane. Lineage: Eukaryota; Viridiplantae; Streptophyta; Magnoliopsida; Malpighiales; Salicaceae. Gene Ontology annotation, biological process: molybdate ion transport.
GUCUCUCGCUCGCACGGGCUUCAAAGAAAAGCGAAUCUCACACGCUCUUUGAAGAGAUUGUUACGCCGGACAACACUACAUUAUACAUUACAGGGGGUGUUGUUCUGGGGUUCUUUCUCUCAAAAACCGAGAGAUAUUGAGUGAAAUAAGAAAAAAUGGAAGCUUUUUACUAUUUGGUUUUUGGUGCAUUAAGUGCUGUAGUGUUUGGAGUUGAGAUAAGCAAGACAACAAAAGAUCGAAUCAAUACAUCUCCUGCUUUCAAUUCUUUCAAGAAUAACUACCUUGUAGUGUACUCUCUUAUGAUGGCUGGUGAUUGGUUGCAAGGUCCAUAUGUUUACUUCCUUUAUACUACAUAUGGCUUUGGGAAAGGGGAGAUUGGACAGCUUUUUAUUGCUGGUUUUGGGUCCUCCAUGCUGUUUGGGACGAUUGUUGGAUCUUUGGCUGAUAAGCAGGGUCGAAGGAGGGCAUGUGUGACUUAUUGCAUUACCUAUAUACUGAGCUGCAUUACCAAGCAUUCUCCUCAGUACAGAGUUUUAAUGAUAGGCCGUGUCUUGGGAGGUAUCGCCACUUCUCUCCUAUUUUCAUCAUUUGAGUCAUGGCUGGUUGCAGAACACAAUAAGAGGGGCUUUGAUCAACAAUGGCUGUCACUGACAUUUUCGAAGGCAAUUUUUCUGGGAAAUGGUCUUGUGGCUAUCUUGUCAGGAUUGUUUGGAAACUUUCUUGUAGAUACAUUUCAACUUGGCCCUGUGGCUCCUUUUGAUGCUGCUGCAUGCUUUCUUGCAAUUGGAAUGGCCAUUAUUUUGUCAUCAUGGACAGAGAACUACGGAGAUCCUUCAGAGAACAAGGACUUGAUUGCCCAAUUCAGGGGUGCUGCCAUGGCCAUUGCUUCUGAUGAGAAAAUUGCUUUGCUGGGUGCAAUUCAGUCUCUGUUUGAAGGUUCUAUGUAUACCUUUGUGUUCCUCUGGACACCUGCUUUGAGCCCAAACGAUGAGGAAAUUCCUCAUGGAUUUAUUUUUGCGACAUUCAUGUUGGCAUCAAUGUUGGGAAGCUCUAUUGCAUCUCGGUUGAUGGCCCGCUCAUCACCCAGGGUUGAGAGCUACAUGCAGAUUGUUUUCAUUAUCUCAUCAGCAUCUCUUCUGCUUCCUAUUGUAACCAGUUUCUUAGUAGCACCUUCUAAAGUUAAGGGUGGUGGCAUCUCAUUAUCAGGCUGUCUCCAGAUGCUUGGCUUCUGCACCUUUGAGGCUUGUGUAGGGAUAUUCUGGCCUUCCAUUAUGAAGAUGAGGUCCCAAUACAUUCCUGAGGAGGCCAGGAGCACCAUCAUGAACUUCUUCCGCAUUCCACUCAAUAUCUUUGUGUGCGUUGUUUUGUACAAUGUCAAUGCAUUCCCUAUCACUUUUAUGUUUGGUAUGUGCUCGAUUUUCCUCGUGGUGGCAUCUAUCUUGCAGAGGAGGCUCUUGGUGAUUGCAGAAAAGCAAAAGACAGAAGUCUGGGAAAUGAAGGGAAGGGAUAACGAGGCAGAGCCACUGAACAUUUGAUCAAACAGACCGAUUACUUUUGGAAACAACAACCACCCAAUUCAUUCUAUAUAUCUGUUGUGCUUCCAGCUAGUUCGAAGUUUACAUAUGAUUUAACCUUGAAAUCAACAAGGAGAAUAUAGUGAUCUGUCUUCAAAGAAGGAGGAGAUACAAACAUGCCUCUUUGACUUCUACAAUCAUUCAUUUUUGGCUGUCACUUAUUUGACAGAGUAGUAGUAGUGUAUUAGUAGCAGCCUCUUUUGAUACAAACAUGCCUCUUUGCUUAUUACUGCAAGUCUACAAAGUAAUUCAUGUAAUUGGUUUCAAAACUUGGUCUAUAAGUCUGUACUCUCAAUUUAAAUUAUAUAUGGCUUCUCAAUGUGCUUACCUAUUUGA